This is a messenger RNA of Centropristis striata (black sea bass), 3471 nucleotides long. Its product is annotated as zinc finger protein 614-like. The transcript is spliced from 3 exons. Gene Ontology annotation, molecular function: DNA-binding transcription factor activity; RNA polymerase II cis-regulatory region sequence-specific DNA binding. Gene Ontology annotation, biological process: regulation of transcription by RNA polymerase II. The coding region runs from base 35 to 1060 and encodes 341 amino acids. Lineage: Eukaryota; Metazoa; Chordata; Actinopteri; Perciformes; Serranidae. The record is from RefSeq and is a predicted model, not a curated record.
UUUAUAAAGAAAUAGCGACAUCACAAACUGCUGGAUGUGGUUUGAAAAGCUGAAACUAAACUACAAAGAGCAGAUACAGGCCGGGGGACAACUGAGGAGGAUGGACCUCAGACGGAACUUUGGUUUGAAAAUCAAAGGAGAAGUUGUUUUAAAGGAGGAGGAGGACUCAGACUGUCUGAUUCAUCAAGAUGUACAGAAAGUGAUUGUUGGUGAAGAACAGCAGCAGGAGAGGAGCUGCAGUCUGGACCAGGACAAGGACCAGGAGGACCUAGAGCCCCCACACAUUAAAGAAGAACAGGAGGAACUCUGGAUCAGUCAGCAGGGAGAGCAGCUUCUUCCUGUCCCUGUGAAGAUUGAAGAAGAUGAAGAGAAACCUCAGUCCUCACAGCUUCAUCAAACACAAACUGAGCAGAUAAAAACAGAAACACAUUUAAAACCAGAUCCAGAUGACGAGCCUGUAGACUCUUCUGAACUUGAGACUGAUGAUAGUGCUGACUGGAAGGAGACCAGAGAACCCCAGUCAGGUCCGAACUCUCUGAAAAAGGAUUCAAGAUGUAGGGAUGAGAAACAAUUCAUCUGCUCUGAGUGUGGGAGAGGAUUCACCUAUAAGACUCAUCUGAAAUCCCACAUUAGAACUCACACAGGAGAGAAACCGUUCAGCUGCUCCGUCUGUAAGAAGUCUUUUACUCAGAGUGGAUGUUUACAGAGACACGUGAGCAUCCACACAGGAGAGAAACCGUUCAGCUGCUCCGUGUGUGAGCAAAGAUUCAGACAGAAGGAGCAGCUGACCCAACACAUGGCGGUCCAUGGAGGAGAAACACCUUUCAGCUGCUCAGUGUGUGGGAAAGGUUUUAUUCACAGGAGCCAAAUGAAGAUACACAUGAGAAGUCACACAGGAGAGAAACCGUUCAGCUGCUCCAUUUGUGGUAAAGGUUUUAAACAGAAAGGUCAGCUGAUGACACACAAGCUCAUCCACACAGAAAUCAAACAGUUCAGCUGCAGCGUCUGUAAGAAAAAGUUCAAAUGGCCUCAUCAGGUCAAGAGACAUAAAUGUGUCUGAUGAGUCCUCACAGCUUCAUCAGACUUAAACUGAGGAGAACAGAGAGAUUAUUAUUAUUAUGAGUAUUAUUAAGAUUGAGAUUUCCUUUAUCAGUCCCACAAUCAGGACAUAUCCAAUUUUUUUCAGCAGCAAAAUAACAAUAAAUAGUUAACAAGCAGUAUAAACUAGAAAUAUAAAAAAGGUAUUAGCACUUAAACAAGAAAAAAUGUUAUUAAAAAAGUAUAUAUAUAAUGUAUAAACUAUAUAUAUAUAUAUAUAUAUAUAUAUAUAUAUAUAAUGUUAUAUAUUUAAAAGAAGAUACAUUACAUUUUAUAAAUGAAUCAAUGAUAAGAAAUACAAGCGUUCAUAUUUUGGUAUAAUUAAACACUAAAGUUACAUCAUUUGUACAUUUUCUUUGAAGUUGAAGCCUGUCGGAGGAGAAGACAAACGAGUAUAUACAGGGCUGAACAGAUGUAUUAGAGCAGCAGUAUGGGGCCUCAGCUGUCCUACAUUAACAGCAUUAUUAUUUACCAGAAUCAUGUUUUAUGUUUCUGUAAUGGUUCAUACAGCAGGAUGUAGAAGGUCUUUAGCCCAAAUGAUAAUUCUAAAAUAUAAUUAUUGUUAUUGUUAUACAUGAAUUUUCACAUUUAUUGUUUUACAAAAGAACUGAAAAUAGUAAAGCAAAUUAUUUUUUCUUGAUUAAGAGUCAAAUUACAGCAGUGUUUCCCCUAAAAUUUUUUUCAGCAGCGGUGCUGCUGUGUCCGUGGCCGUGAGCAGUGUUGCCAACUCCUCGGUAAGGGAAGUAGCUAUUGGCUGUCCAAAAAGUUGCUAGAAGUCGUUUAAUGAUGUCAUCGCCUAAUUUGCAUAAUUGACCAUGUGCAUGUACUUGUAAUGGACGCUGUAGGAGAGAGGAAUAACGUUGUGGGGAAGACAAAAAGUGAGUAAAAAACACCCUAAAUAUGUUUAGAACUGCAAGUGCACUGUCACAAUUCCAACCCUCCUCCACAAUCUGACCUCGGGAUCGGCUAAAGUGACACAAAAGAGACACUGACUGUAAACCAGCCUGCAGCAACUUCGCGCAUGACCGAUUUGCAGACUGAACACUAAGGGGUUAACAUCCCCUCCAGCUCUGUGACUGCAAUGAGUCUCGGAAAGUCUCCAAUAACACCAGAAAAAGUAACUAUAUUUGUCGCUAGUCGCUUUUUUUGAAAAAUAGUCACUGGGGGGUCUGAAAAGUCACUAAAUCUAGCAACAAAGUUGCUAAGUUGGCAACACUGCCGCUCACUGCCCUAUGGAGCUACGCGGUUACGUUGGCGUUACGUUACCUGCACUACUCACUAUAUAGACCGUGUAUAAGCUUGAAUAUUACCUUUUACGUUGAUGUCCUAAGAGGGUCCGACAGGAUUUGAUGCGCUCGUUGAUGACUAAAAAAAACAAGUGGACAAUAACAUUGUGUGUUAUUGUGCUCACACAGUGCGAGUAGAAAUCAUUAGUGGCGCAUUGAUAUUAAUGAUCAUGUGAAAUUUCAGCAGCGGCGCUGAAUGAAUGUCGGGGAAACACUGUAGAGUUAUAUACAGGAAAAUGAGUUUUAAUGGUUGAAUGUUAAGUUGAUUAUUUCUGACUUGGGUUCAAAUCUGGGUUUAAAAAAGGUGAAUUCUGUUUGUUAUUUACCAAAAAAACUAACAAUAACAUUUUUAGUUUAACAAGCUUUUGAAAGAUUUCUUAAGUAUUUAUGUUUUCUCGUUUUUAUGACAGGUGGUCUGAUAAAUGUGUUAAGCACUGUAUGUAUUUUUUAAAGAAGGUUAUGGGUCAUUGAAUUGUUCUUGUAUCAGGUGUUGGCUUCUGGUUCAAACUGUCUCAUCUGAAACUUUUUGAUGUUUUAAUCUUUUUUUAAAAGCUCCUGACAUUAAGUUACAUUCAUAUGUUAGUGUCCUGUGGACACUUUGUGUAACCAACAGACUAACUUACUGUGUAAAUCCCAAGAUUGAAAUGAGGUUUUAACAAAUAUAUUGAUUACAUUUAAGCUUAUUGCUAUUUAUGUAUGGGAUUGGUGGAAACUGUUACCAGACUUUUCUCUGCUGUUUGACCUUUUGUUAGAUGUUUGAAUUCUGCUGCUUUAUUAUAAAGUGGACGAAAAGAGUGAGGAAUAACCAUUUGAGUCGAGUCGAUACGGAGGAAGUGCUCUAAAAACCUGAAGAAGAAGAAGAAGGAAAAGGGUUUAUCUCAUGUCAUCUUUGAGGAGCGAGGAGACUGACCGGACUGAUCUGAAACAUCACAACAUUGCUGCAGUUUCAUGCUGGAGAGAAGACAGAUAACAGACUGAACUCACUGAGUCACCAUAAAGUUAAACAUCUGUUAACUGUGAGUCUGAACUCCAAAAAGGACCACAAACGACUUUCUUCAUUUAUAAUAAAUGAAAAGAAAAAAAUAUA